GGAGGGGAGAUGCCGGAUUCGGGAGAAGGUCCGCCAUUAUUGGGAAGCUGAAAAAAUAGACUUAUACACAGCGUCACACAUUUAGCCUGUAAGUGGCUUAACGUUGGAAAGCAGCACACGGCUCCGGACGAGCUGCCGGACUCUGCCGACCGCCCCUCGCCGGCCGAAGGCAGAGCCCGAGAAAGCGACUGCGCGCGGACUCCUUUUAUUUUUGACACAACAAAGGACAUAAUAAUUGGUCAAAACAACGUGGUGGCGAAGCGAGAAGGGGAAAAAGAGCCUGCGAAACAGCACUGAGCGACGCCUCCCCCUCCUUUUGGCUCUGCCCUCGGCUCCAGCCGCGGCGAGCAGCCCGGAGUUUCAGCAGCAUUUUGUUCUUUUUUUUCCCCCUGUCGAGAAUUGAACUUGUUUUUUCCGUCCCCUCUUCCACUGUGAGGGAGACGCGGACGAGCAGAAAUGUGCGUGUGGAAACUUCCGAGCGCCUGAGCGAUGGACGGGCGGCGAGUUAGCUUUGAAACAGCGCAGAAGAGUCGACGCUAGCGCUCGGUGGGGAGUGUUUUUGUCCGAUUUUCCAAAGUCUUUCACCGGCGGCGGGUCGCAGGAAGGAGCGGACGGCGGAGGAAUGCCGCGGGAUUGACCUCAGCCUGGUGAGCUCGUCUUGCAUGGAAACCUUCCUUCUGUGGCAGCCGCCUCCUCUCCACAGAGCUAAAGGCCAGCAUGGCAGGAUGAGCCUCUGCCAACGAUGAUGAUGGCCAAAAAGCAAGAUGCCCGGACACCCACCUACAACCUGGUUGUGGUUGGGCUGUCCGGCACGGAGAAGGAGAAAGGCCAGUGUGGAGUGGGAAAGUCCUGUCUGUGUAAUCGCUUUGUUCGGCCAAGCGCAGAUGACUUCUACCUAGACCACACAUCUGUUCUUAGCACCAGUGACUUUGGUGGCCGUGUGGUAAACAAUGACCACUUUCUUUUCUGGGGAGAGGCUACACGGACAAUGGAAGAAGGCCCAGAAAGCCGUAUGAAUGUGGUGGAGCAGACAGAGUUUAUUGACGAUCAGACCUUCCAGCCACAUCGAAGUACGGCACUCCAACCUUACAUUAAAAGGGCUGCUUCCACCAAGCUAGCUUCGGCUGAGAAGCUGAUGUACUUUUGCACUGAUCAGCUAGGGCUGGAGCAGGACUUUGAGCAGAAACAGAUGCCUGAAGGCAAGCUUGUGGUGGAUGGCUUCUUACUCUGUGUGGAUGUUAGCAGGGGCAUGAACCGUAGCUUUGAGGACCAGAUGAAGUUUGUUACCAACCUGUACAACCAGCUAGCUAAAACAAAGAAGCCCGUGGUACUGGUUCUCACCAAAUGCGAUGAAGGAGUUGAGCGUUAUAUUAAAGACUCGCACACAUUUGCCCUAGCCAAGAAAAAUCUACAGGUGGUAGAAACAUCAGCACGCUCAAAUAUCAAUGUUGACCUAUCUUUUCUUACUCUAGUUCAACUAAUAGACAAAAGUAGGGGAAAGCCUAAAAUUAUUCCUUACUUCGAGGCACUGAAACAGCAAAGUCAACAGAUUGCCUCAGCCAAGGACCGGUAUGAGUGGCUAAUCACUCAAAUUGUGAAGAACCAUAAUGAGAUAUGGCCCACUGUUAGUCGCCACAUGCAGACUGCGCCUCAAUAUAAGGAUUAUGUUUUCCUUGAGAGCACAGCUAAAGCCAAGAAGCUCUUCCAGCAGCAUGUGCAUAGACUUAAACAAGAGCACAUAGAGAAACGUCGGAAGGCCUAUCUAACUGCUCUGCCACAGUCCCUGUCUGUGCUAUUGCCAGAGUUAGAUGAGAUAGACCACCUAAGCUGGUCUGGAGUUCAGAAAGUCCUGGAGACGAAGAGAGACUUCUCCCAGUGGUUCGUAGUGCUAGAUGACACCCCCUGGGAGACCACGUCACACAUUGACAAUAUGGAGGAUGAUCGAAUCCCCCAGGAUCUACUAGAGACCCCAGCAGCUGAAACGAUCUAUGAAACCCACCUGGAGCAGCUAAGGAAUGAGCGUAAACGAAGUGAGAUGAGAUGGGAGUUCAAGGAGAAGCUAAGUGUCUCUCCUUUCAUCACACCAGGGAAACCCUGGGAGGAAGCCCGAAGCUUCAUCAUGAACGAAGACUUUUACCAGUGGUUGGAUGAGGCUGAAUAUCUAGAUAUCUACAACAAACACCAGAAGGAAAUCAUUGAUCGAGCCAAAGAGGACUUUCAGGAACUUCUUCUGGAAUACUCUGAGCUUUUUUAUGAGCUGGAAGUAGAUGCAAAGCCAAGUAAAGAGAAAAUGGGAGCCAUUCAGGAGGUGUUGGGUGAGGAGCAGAGGUUUAAAGCCCUGCAAAAACUGCAGGCAGAAAGGGAUGCCCUGGUAUUGAAACAUAUCCACUUUGUUUACCACCCUACAAAGGACACCUGUCCUAACAGCCCCCACUGUGUGGACAGUAAGAUAGAACAGAUUCUGGCGUCCAGAUUUCCUACCCGCUACGCAUCAGAAAGUUCCAGACUGGAUGGAGGGAGGGCUGAACGAAUAAAUCUUGUCAUUCUUGGCAAAGAUGGGCUUGCAAGAGAGAUGGCAAAUGAGAUAAGGGCCCUGUGCACCAGUGAUGACCGGUACGUGUUAGAUGGAAAGAUGUACGAGUUAACCCUUCGUCCCAUAGAGGGGAACGUACGCCUGCCAGUUAAUUCCUUUCACACACCAACCUUUACACCCCAUGGUUGCCUGUGCUUGUACAACUCAAAGGAAUCCCUCUCAUAUGUUGUUGAGAGUAUAGAGAAGCUCAGAGAGUCAACUAUUAGUAGAAGGGACAGGGAGAACAGCUUUGCCCAACUUCCGCUGUCUUUACUUCUGGUUACCAAGCGGGGGGUAGGAUCCAUUGGAGAUAUUGGGGGAGAGACAGCUCAGACUCUCAUUCAGCAAGGGCAGCAGGUGGCUGGGAAGUUACAGUGCACUUACCUAGACCCUGCCUCUCCAGGUAUGGGCUAUGCACGUAAUGUCAGUGAGAAGCAGAUCAAUCAAAUGCUGAAAGGUCUCUUAGAAUCACGGAGAAGCAUAGGGAGCAGCUCCCCUCCUCUACCCCCUCCAAUCUCUGCCUUCAGAGACUCUCAGACACAGUCAGUGCCAGAAGCAGAUCUGAGGAUAGUGAUGUGCCUGAUGUGUGGAGAUACAUACGACCUAGACCAACUCCUUGCUCCAUUUCUGUUACCCCAGCAUUGUCGUCCUGCUUCUAAUCUCAGCAGUGGCACCUCUGUUCUGCUGGAUCUCAGCAUAGGAGGACAGAGGCAGAAUAUUGAACUGUCAUUGCUCUCGUUCCACUCUUCGUUCUCCCUCCGCAAAACCAGGCUUGUCCAUGGCUACAUUGCAGUUUACUCUGCUCGCCGCAAGGCCUCUAUGGAGACAUUAUGUGCUUUCCUGUGUGAGGUCCAAGACAUUAUACCUGUCCAGUUGCUAGCAGUAGGUGAAAACCAGAUGGAACUGUCAGACUCUGACUCAGCUAAGGAACAGGUCAGUCAAGGAGAGGAGCUGGCCCAUGAAAUAGAUGCCAGGUUUAACACAGUCAUCUGUGGACAUGGAGGUGUUGUCGGGGGCCUUCAUAAGAUAGAUCUUUUUCAAUCCUUCCUUAAAGAAGUUGUAGAGAAGCGCACCAUUGUUGAGGCCACACACAUGUAUGAUCAUGUAGCUGAAGGAUGUACCACUGAAAGUACCAGCCCUCGCUGUGGCUCCCCUAGUCCAGUUAACAUUCUUAUGGACUCAGAGGACGAUAUUGACCCAUCACCACCUUAUCCCACCCUGAGGGAGGACAGUAGUUUUGCUUCUCAGUUAGCAAACUUCAAGUUGCCUGAUCUGGAUUCGAGUGACAAUUUCUCUGUUAUUUCUGAGCUUAGCACCUUUGAAAGCAAGUUGAAUAACAAGGUCCCUCCACAAGUGAAGCCCAAGCCUGUGCGCAAGGUUAACCUUAAUCGACCAGUGCCCCAAGCUGUCACCUGGGCUCCAGGUAGUGAUGGCGGCUACGACCCCUCAGACUACGCAGAGCCCAUGGAUGCUGUGAGCAAACCUCGACCCACAGAGGAGGAAAACAUUUACUCUGUUCCCCAUGACAGCACACAGGGCAAGAUCAUCACCAUCAGGAAUGCAAACAAAGGUCACUCCAAUGGCAGCACUGGAGGGAAUGGAUCCGACAGCGAGGCUGAUAGUAGCUCACUGGAGCGCAGGAGAAAGCUGUCUGCCAUUGGGGCAAAGCCUAAACUCUACAGGGACAGGUCCAAACGGCUCGGCAAGUUCAGCAGUUUCAGGACAAGCUUCUCUAUAGGUAGUGAUGAUGAGAUGGGGGGUCCACCCAAGGCGAGCCAAGAUGAUGGAGGAGGUCAGAAGGACAACUCUAUCGAGGAGGGCGAGGACCCUAAAAGAAGAAACAUCCUUAAGAGCCUGCGCAGAAACACAAAGAAACAACGAGCCAAACCAAGACAUUCCAUUUCAAAACCAAUUGAGAGCAACUACUUUGGCCUGCCACUGGUCAACGUGGUCAGUCCUGACAGGCCAAUCCCGGUCUUCAUUGAGAAGUGCAUCCGGUUCAUCGAGACGACAGGCUUGAGCACAGAAGGCAUCUACAGGGUCAGUGGGAACAAGGCGGAGAUGGAGAGCAUGCAACGACAGUUUGAACAAGAUCACGGCCUGGAUCUAGUAGAGAAGGACUUCACCAUGAACACAGUGGCAGGAGCCAUGAAGGCCUUCUUCUCUGAACUACCCGAGCCUCUGGUUCCCUACGGCAUGCAGGGAGACCUGGUGGACGCCUUCAAGAUCAACGACAGGGAGCAGCGCUUCCAGACAAUGAAGGACAUUCUGCGCCGCUUCCCCAAGGAAAAUUACGAGGUCUUCAAAUAUGUCAUCAGCCACUUAAACAAAGUGAGCCAGAACAACAAGCUGAACUUGAUGACGAGCGAGAAUCUGUCCAUCUGCUUCUGGCCCACUCUCAUGAGACCAGACUUCACCACCAUGGACGCCCUGACUGCCACCCGCACCUACCAGACAAUCAUCGAGAGCUUCAUCCACCAGUGCGCAUACUUCUUCUACAACCAGCCCCUGGCCGACGGCCUCCCUGGGUCCCCCACCUCCACGCUGUCUUUCGGGGGAGGGUCCUCAGCCUACUCCUGCAUGGCUGGAGGCUACUCAUCCUCACCGGCUCCGUCCCCGGCUCCCUACAUCCUCCCUGCCACACCUCCUGUCAUUCCACACUACGGCCCGCCCAUCCACCAUCACCAACACCACCACCACCACCACCACCAUCAUCAUCAGUCCCCACCCCACUCCCCGCCUGCUACACCCCAGUCCCCGAUCUUGCUGCCGCCUUCCAUGCACCCCCAUCACCCUCCUGCGGAACAACAUACGCUGUGAACCAGGGAUCAAGGGAAAAAGAAGAAAACUAAAAUAUGAUGGUGGGAUUUGAAGAGAUUUAAGGGUUUUGGAGAAGAGAUUUGAAGUUUGGGAAGAAACUGAACAAGAUCAGUUGAAAUGAGAACAGAAAGUAGACAUAGAAAUGGGAAGAGAUUGAGUAAGAUGCAGUAUGUACAGAGAGAAACCUACAGGUUUGGGAGAAGAAGGGCACGUGAGCCUCCGUAGCUGUUAGACAACUGGACUGAAAGGGGAGCUCUGAACUGGCCAUGUGAUCUUUCCCCCUCUAUGCCACAUCGCUCGUCUGUCUCUCAGUCUCACUUCACCUAGACUUGCCCUCCUUGCCUUAUAGAGAAUCUACACAACCACACUAAUGAAGAGAGAGACAUUGCCAGUAAUUGUUAAAGGGACUCAGGGAGGGACACAGAAUAAACAAGGAAUGUGCACUGUGUUCUGUUGGUGUUGCGUCACCAAACACACACUCGACACAGACACCCAGUGGCCAGUGUGCCUCCGACAACCAUCCUCCUCAAUCCCUCAACUGUGCUGGAAAGUUUGGUGGCCCACGCGUUUUGUUUUUUGUUUGUUUAUUUCUUUUCCAAAGCGGCCCGCCUGCUGUACCUGCCCGGUGGCCGUGGCUGCGGCCAAUCGGGGCGAGGAGUCCCGAGCAUACGUUUGUUUGUUCGCUCGCUUCACCACUGUACAGAGAGGACGUCGGUGAGAAACACAUGUUGCUCCUCACCCGACAGGAUGUUCUGUCCUCUGCGACUUGCACAUUCCAGUCUGUCAACCCCUCACACAGCCCCACACAAACAGACAAAAUCAGUUUCAGUCAAGGCAGUAUGCCACACGGGGGGGGAAUCUCAACCGACCGGAUCUGCCAUGCAGCAAAGGAUUAUUAGUGCUCUCACACCCUCGGCAUUCUGGGAAAGCGUCUCCUGCUCCUCUGUUUGCUCGCUCGCUCUCUCUCUCUCUCUCUCUCUCUCAGUUAGAUCUUUAACCCUGUCAUGUUUACAAAGUGGAUUUUAAUGGCCUAAAUCUUGAUUCUGCAUCCACAUUCCCUCUGCCCCCCCAAUCUGUUUUUAUUCCAUUCUCCUCCUGAGGAAACUGAGCCUAACUGUCAAUAAGUGGUCUUGUGUCUGUCUGACUGAGUGGCUGUAUGCACCUGUGUCCACGUUGUGUUUUGCUGUACUUAAAUUUUUCUCUCUCGAGCAGAUAGUGGGAAUAAUUUCAGUGUUGGACCUCCACCUGUCAUGUUGCUUCUUUAACACUGUGGUGAUUUUACAAGUGAGUCGGGGCUGUGGUUGUCAUUGUAAGGACCUUGUUCAAAAAGCACUUUUCUGAGCACUUUGAAGGCACAUUUUAAAUUGACGCUACCCUGACAGCUGCCGUUUGUCAGUACACACACACACACACACACACACACACACUCUGUCCCUUUCUGUCUCUGGGAGCGCACCACUGACAUCUAGAGGACAAAAUAGAUAUUACUUCCACUACUGCAUGGGCGUAGCACCGUUUUCCUGCUGUGGUUUUUGUAGCAUCCGAUUCUUUUAUGUGCAGAUGUCAAGAUUCAUCUUCAUUGUAUGUCAAGAAAUAAACUCAUGAGCUGUGUAAGAGUGUAAAUAAAUGAGCAGCAGCUGUUUUAAAUUGGGUACAAAUCACUUUAGAUGAUAUGGAUCCAGACGCCAUGUGACUGCAGAUGAGGCAGUGAAUGAAAUAGCGUUUUGUUAUUUUCCACUCCCCUGUGGAUGCUAAAGCCCUCAGCCCUCAGCAAAACGAGUGCACACCACUUUCCACAAUGCCACAUUUGAAUGAAGGCAAUCAUUCCUUGAAAGGCGGGUGCACAAUGUAGCAAUACAGGGUAGAAGCAAAGUCUUGACAGGUAGGAGGCCUUUGUUGGUGAGAGUAAUUGGUAACCUCUGCUCCAGACAGAAGCAUGCUGCGCUUCAAAUGGGAAGUCGGCUUGAACGCAAACUCUGUGGACUCGAAAUAUAAUUUGCAAAACCACUGCACCAAAUUCCCACCACCGUCACUGUUUUGCCACCACAUCCCAUAGUCCUGCCCUGGCCAAGAGAGACAGUUGGGUCUGGGUGAGACAGCAGACAGAACAGACAGUCCAUUCAUCCGACUGCAUGACUGGAAUGGAGCAUCACAGGAUUCCUCGCACAGUCUGCUGUUACCGUAGAAACCAGCAGGAUGGGGCUCGAGUUGAAUUGCUGAGCCCCGAUUGAGCGAGCUUGUACGUGCACACUACACACACACACACACACACACACACACAUUAUAUAUAUUAUAUUAUUGUGUGUGUGUGUGUGUGUGUUCAUGUUAAGCAGAUGCACACCAAGGUCACUCCUUCUGUUUGACACUGAAUUGCAUCUCUGCACGUCUCCCCACACGGCCUUCUCUGCCCAACAGGAAAGAAAAUCCCUUUUAACAAGUCACUGAGCUCUUAAAGGAGCUUUUAUCAGCCUACGCUACCUAUUUACCUAGUGUGUGUGUGCGUGAGAGAGAGGGAUGGAAGAAUGACGACUGCGUGUCGGGCUUCAUCCGAGCUAACAUGCUAGCGUGCUGUGCUUGGCAGAUGGCCAGACACCAGCGUGAUCCCAGCAAACGUGAAGGAGAGGAAUGCAGAUCUCCUUGCGGUCAUUACCCGCUGUGUAACCCUGUUAGCUCGUCCAGAUUACACAGACGCACUGAUCCUAGAGAUGGGGCGAGAGGGAGGGAAGGCGGACAGCAACCGGGUGAAUGUGAUCAUUAUUUGGGAGAAUGGGGGGGGUGACCACUGGUACUGGUGCGUGAAUGCUGUGGCCAGUGGUGUUGCCUCUGUAUAUCAAUGUGUUAAUACUGAACUGACUGUGAGGCAGCCAAAGACUAUGGAACAAAGAGUCUGAGGGGGAGUUUUGAAACAAAGUGACAGUUUAGAAUAAUUCAAAUAAAAUGUGACUUUGGUUCAGUGAUAAAAAUGUGGCUGUGUUGCUUUUCUCUGUUUUAUUUCUUUUAGGGUUUUUUUUUUUUGGUGACAGAUGUCUGUUAAGUUAAAAUGAGAAACAAGCAAAACUAUAUUCAAAUGGUUGUUUAUUGGUAUGUUAGGGGUCUAACACUUUGCCCUUUAGUCAGUGGUGAUAGAAAACAAUUCUUUUAUGUUUUAUUUUAAAAAUUAAUAAAAACACAAAGCCUUUUUUUUAACAAUUUCUUUGUGAACGAUUGAGAGACCAGCCCAAUAUAGUGCAUGAUUUCUUCCCCAUGAAGGAAGAGGGCUCCACCACUCUCACUAUUUAAGAGAUGAUAAAAAAAAUAUUAAGAAAUUAUGGGAGGAAAGAAAACAGUUAAAAAAAUAAAAAUGAAUGAAUGAAGUACUGUAAACUGAAAAGAUAACAUCAAACAAAAAAACUGUCAUUUGUUGAGUAUGGUAAUUUGUUUUAAUGGGAAUGGUGUAUACAGCAAGGCCUUAUGUCAACUGUAUGAUAGUUAAUAAAUCAAAUCUUGUAAAUCUC
Betta splendens (Siamese fighting fish) is the source of this 8886-nucleotide messenger RNA. RefSeq names its product Rho GTPase activating protein 35a (gene arhgap35a). The transcript is spliced from 7 exons. Bases 743 to 5392 code for a protein of 1549 amino acids. NCBI's taxonomy places the organism in Eukaryota, Metazoa, Chordata, Actinopteri, Anabantiformes, Osphronemidae. The record is from RefSeq and is a predicted model, not a curated record. Gene Ontology annotation, biological process: signal transduction. Gene Ontology annotation, molecular function: GTPase activity; GTP binding.